Molecule: messenger RNA, 714 nt
Organism: Cornus florida
Lineage: Eukaryota; Viridiplantae; Streptophyta; Magnoliopsida; Cornales; Cornaceae
Exons: 3
Coding region: 1-714 (237 amino acids)
Molecular function (GO): catalytic activity
Source: RefSeq, a predicted model, not a curated record
AUGGAACUACAAAUAUUUUCAUGGAAUGUCCGGGGUCUCAAUGACUCGGUCAGAAGGAAAGUGGUGAAGUCGGUCAUUCGUAAAGGGGGAGGUCAUGUGGUGUGUUUGCAAGAAACUAAGCUCGCUUCGACAUCAGAUGGGAUGGUGCAUCAUAUUUGGGGUGGGAGAUUUGUGGAGUGGAUUGUUUUGGAUGUUGAUGGUGUUCCUUGGGUUUUUUCUGGUGUUUACGGGCCUACGGAGGAUAGUGUGCGUCAUCUACUUUGGGAGGAAUUGGGGGAGGUACGAAGGCAAUGGAUGCUUCCUUGGUGUGUUGGAGGUGAUUUCAAUGUGGUUCGAUCUCCUUUUAAGAGGUCAACGAGAGGUAGGUGGACUUCUGAUAUGGAGCUUUUCUCAAAAUUCAUUGAUGAGUUCAGAUUGAUUGAUCUGCCUCUGGAGGGUGGGCCUUUUACUUGGUCUAGUGGUUGCUCUCCCCCUACUCUAUCUCGGCUUGACAGGUUCCUUGUGUCUAAGGAGUGGGAGGAGAUGUUUUCUGAUGUUGUGUUGCGGAGUAGACGCUCUUCUUUUAGAUUUGGAGAUAUGUGGCUUCGGGCUAAGGGUUUUCUAGAUAGGAUCCGAUUUUGGUGGGAGGUGUCCGGGGUGGUUGGCACUCCAAGUCAUUCGCUUACAGGUCAUUUGCGUCGUUUGAAGGGAAGUAUCAAGAUUUGGAACAAAUAA